AUGAUUUUCUGCACACGCUGCCGCUGAAAUUGUCGAUCGGAUUUCAGCUGCUGUUCUUCUCGGUGGCCAGCACGAUGAUGGCGUUCGCGCUGACGAUCGUGCUGACGAUGAGAUCGAGGGAGAUAAAAUGGACGAUGAGUUUUCUGUAUAUGGCGACGUUUUUUCCGGUGACGAUGUUUAUAAUCAUUCAGCUGCCGUUGUAUGUGGAACUGGUGAAGAAUAUUUGGAGUUAUCGCCACAAUCUUUUGAAGUUCCUUCCCAUGGGUUUCGUCGCCCCAUUUUGGAAGCUUCCUUCCAAAAUUUUUAUCAGGAAAUUUGCUUGAUUUUUCAUCACUGCCUUUGCAGUGGCCAGUGGGAUUCAUGGAAAAAAAAAUUUAUAUUUUAUU
Messenger RNA from Momordica charantia (bitter melon), 386 nucleotides. NCBI's taxonomy places the organism in Eukaryota, Viridiplantae, Streptophyta, Magnoliopsida, Cucurbitales, Cucurbitaceae. The record is from RefSeq and is a predicted model, not a curated record.